AUGUCGGUGAGGCAUGGAGGCCGGGAAGCCAUGGCGAGAUGCGUGAGGUUUGGGAUCUUAUGCUUGACCUGGUUGAUCUUCUUGCUGCCGAUCAACCAAGCUCUCCCUCACAGCUUCGAAGCUGCCGGAUCGACCAAGAAGAAGAUCCCCGUCCAUUUGCGAUCGCAGAUGAAGCAUGCGGUAGUGACUAAGCGAGCUCACAGCUUUGGGCUGGUAGAGUACAGCAGUCUGGCUCUUGUCGGGGCGAUCUCGGGGGGUCUGGCGGGUGCCGUCACGGACAUGGUCAUGUACCCGAUUGAGAUGAUCAAGACGAGGAUGCAGACGGUGGGGCUCGACGGCCUCACCCUGGACAAGCCCAGCGAGAGUCUUCAGGUGCUCUUUGCCGGCUCGUCGCUCGCGUUGCUCUGCAGCCCAAUCUACUAUGGGUUGUACUUCGCCGUGUAUGAACCUUGCAAGGAGUUUGUGGAGCAACGGGCGGGGAAGGAGAACGAGUCUCUUGCGACGCUGAUCGCUUGUCUGCUCGGCACCUUCAGCAUGUUCUUCGUGCGCGUGCCUUGCGAAGUCGUCAAGACGCGCUGCAUGACGGGGUUUGACGAGUCGCCGCGGGCAGCAGUGAGCCGGCUGUAUGGCAAGGAGGGAGUGCGGGGCUUCUUCACGGGCUACUGGGGGCUGGCGCUGGUGGAGUUUCCCUUCAACGUGGUGGAGAUGAUGCUGUACGAGCGACUUCGCUCCUUGUGGACACGGCGCGUGUCGCGGGGGAAGGAGCUGCACGUGUGGGAGACCUGCAUCGUUGCUGCUGUCGCCGACGGGAUCGCGAGCGCCAUCACCAACCCCUUCGACGUGAUCAAGGCGAGGCUGAUGAGCCAGGCGGGAGAGGAGCAGAGGAAGUACGGAGGAGGAGCGGUGGGAGCGCUGCUGCAGCUCAUCUCGGAGGAGGGAUACCACGGCCUCAUGGCUGGCUGCCUCGCUCGCGUUCUGUGGAUGACUGUCGGAGGUGUGACUGGGCCGUGUCAUCUUCUGGCUCGUGCUCGAGGAGAGUCAGAAGGUCAUGAGGCGCUUGGGGCCUAG
Guillardia theta CCMP2712 is the source of this 1068-nucleotide messenger RNA. RefSeq lists its product as hypothetical. Gene Ontology annotation, molecular function: S-adenosyl-L-methionine transmembrane transporter activity. The record is from RefSeq and is a predicted model, not a curated record. Gene Ontology annotation, cellular component: mitochondrial inner membrane. Gene Ontology annotation, biological process: transmembrane transport. Lineage: Eukaryota; Cryptophyceae; Pyrenomonadales; Geminigeraceae. The coding region runs from base 1 to 1068 and encodes 355 amino acids. The transcript has 7 exons.